Myotis davidii is the source of this 504-nucleotide messenger RNA. It is a transcript of the gene RDM1, whose product is annotated as RAD52 motif containing 1. The record is from RefSeq and is a predicted model, not a curated record. The annotation marks the transcript as partial. The transcript is spliced from 2 exons. Lineage: Eukaryota; Metazoa; Chordata; Mammalia; Chiroptera; Vespertilionidae. Gene Ontology annotation, cellular component: nucleolus.
GUCUAUCUCUUCUGUCUUUUGGUUCAUCUUGGCAUCAGACAUAGAGCAGUUCAACAUGAGUCCCUUGCCAUAAACAGCUCCCAAUGCUAAGAACUGGCAAUUUACUACUUUGUUUUCAAUGAUUGGUCAAAAAGAAUCAUCAAGGUACUUCAGGAUCUUUCUGACCGUGAAGAAAGGGAAAAUGAAGGUAUUGUGGUGGCAUCACUUCAGAAGCAAAGCCAAAGUUCUGUGCUGUACAGGUGGUGUCUUCCUGAGUGCAGGAGUCUCGGAGUUGGCAUGGCCGAGGAGCCUUUGGGUAAGCUGGAGCAGGGUCUGUUUCCAGUGUGUGUUGGGGUGGUGGGCACCUCUCUUUUUUCCUUUCAUUUAAAACUCAUCUUUUCGGAUACAUCAUCAAGCCCUCCCCUUGUUAAACUACUAACUCUCUGAGCAGAAUUUUUCUGCCUUACAGUACAGGCUUUUUGCUUGUUUGUUUUUGUUUUUUCAUUUUAGGCAAUACCUGACAGA